AUGGAACAAAGACAAGAAUCCAUGGAAGGUGAAAUGAGGACACAAUUUGCAUGUAUUGGAAAUCAAUUCACAUCGAUUGAGACUCAUUUAGCGGAAUUGAUGAGCAUGAUGAAGACGAACAACGAUCAACCACAUCAAUCACGAUUAGGGCAAAACAGAAUAGAGCCAAUCAGACAUGAGCAACCAAGAACCUUGGGGUAUAUUCCUAAAAUUGAAUUUCCAGUCUUCGAUGCCUUGUAUGCUCGAUUUAAAGAUGAUAUUGGCACUAAUGUGGUUGAGGAAUUUAAUAAGCUGUAUCAAAAUGGUUCAAUAGAAGAUUAUGUGGACAAUUUUGAAAAGCUCAGGGGGUUAAUGAUGCAAAGGAAUCCAUAUCUCAACGAUGAAUAUUUUCUUGAUAGCUUUUUGGGAGGAUUAAAACCUAAUAUUAAACCAUUUGUCAAAGCAUUUAAGCCUAAAUCAAUAGCUGAUGCAAUUGAAAUUGCAAGAUUACAGGAAGAAUCACUAAGUGCUUAUGCCAAACCUUCAUCAUACACUUCCCAAAAGACAGUAUCUCCUUAUAUUCAAGCCAAUAAACCUCAUUCUAAUAUUCAUUUGCUUGAAAAUACUAAACCACCAUUACUUCCAACUCCCAAAACUAUUCCCCUCAAAAACCCAAUUCAAAAUUUUCCUCAAAAGAAUGGUCAAAGAAAUUACAUUCCUGCAUCAGUAAGAGCAGAAAAACAAGCAAAAGGACUAUGCUAUUAUUGUGACCAACCAUAUGACAGGAAUCGCAAAUGUCAGUUCCAGAAAACUCAAAUCUUUACAGUAGAGAUUAUGGGUUUAGAUGAAGAUGAUAGUGCUAAAAACGAAGAUGACAUUGAUAUGAUUCUUUUGGGUGAUCAAGAACCAUGUAUUUCAGUGAAUGCUUUGUCAGGAAUUCAAGGAUAUCAAACAAUGAGAGUUGUGGGGUUUGUAGGUAGAAAGCCUAUACAUAUUCUCAUCGAUUCUGGAAGUACUCACAACUUCUUGGAUUUAAACUCAUCUAAAAGACUAGGCUGCAAAGUUGAACAGAUAGCAACCCAAAAUGUAGGGGUAGCUGGGGAAAAUCAUCUUCAUUGUCAGCACAUUUGCAAAAAUUUCACUUGGAUGAUACAAUCUAUGGAAUUCAUUACGGAUACAUUGCUUAUACCAUUGGGUGGUCAUGAUAUGGUUUUAGGCAUACAAUGGCUUGAAUUAUUAGGGCCUAUACAAUGGGAUUUCAAGAAACUGAUCAUGAAAUUUGAAUGGGAAGGUAAAACUAUAGUUCUAAAAGGAGAGGCACUUCAUAAAAUCAAGAUAUUACACGGAGAAGUUUCAGAAAAAAUGGUGCAAAAUGCAAGUCAAUUGUACCUGUUACAACUUCUAACAAAACAAGAUGAGGAUAAAGAAGUAAAACCAGCAUGUAUGACAUCAGAAAUGAAGAUGAUACUUGAAGUGCAACAGUUUGUGAAUCAAUAUAAAGAUGUUUUUGAAGAACCAAAAGGCUUACCACCUUCAAGGGGGACAUUUGAUCAUAAAAUUCCUUUGGAAGAAGGCAUUGGACCUAUAAGUAUUCGACUAUACAGCUACCCACUUAAACAAAAAGAUGUAAUUGAGAAGUUAGUCCAAGAAAUGUUAGAUAAUGGAAUUAUUCAGAAUAGUUCCAGCCCAUUUGUUUCACCAGUUGUUUUAGUGGGAAAGAAAGAUGGUUCAUGGCGCUUAUGUGUGGAUUAUAGAGAAUUGAAUAGAAAAACAAUCAAAGAUAAGUUCCCUAUUCCGGUUAUAGAUGAACUCAUUGAUGAAUUGGCUGGGGCAACAGUGUUUAGUAAACUUGAUCUAAGAGCAGGGUAUCACCAACUAAGAGUUCAUUCUAGUGAUAUAUAUAAAACCGCGUUCAAAACUCAUACCGGUUAUUAUGAGUUUUUAGUUAUGCCCUUUGGGCUAACUAAUGCUCCAGCUUCCUUUCAGUAUUGGAUGAACAACGUUUUCAAAUCUUUAUUAAGGAAAUGUGUAUUGGCCUUUUUCGAUGAUAUAUUGGUGUACAGCAAGUCCAUUGAUGAACAUUGGCAACAACUAAAAAUGGUUUUUGAGUUAAUGAGACAAAAUCAAAUGUAUGCCAAGGCUUCUAAAUAUCCAAAAAAGAUAAAAGAUGUGUCAAAUUGGGCGAUACCUUCAAAUGUGAAAGAGUUGAGGAGUUUUUUGGGACUUGCUGGAUAUUACAGAAAAUUUGUUCGGAAUUAUGCUGUCAUUUCUCGGCCUCUUACUAAUCUUUUAAUAAAAGAGUCUUUUAAAUGGACUGAUGAAUCACAAAUAGCUUUUGACAAGCUUAAAAAGGUUCUCGUUUCUGCACUCGUAUUGGUUGUUCCUAAUUUCUCUCACACUUUUAUAGUUGAAACAGAUGCAUCUAAUGAUGGAAUUGGAGCUGUAUUGACACAAUCAGAUCAUCCUUUGGCAUAUAUUAGCAGAUCAUUAGGACCUAAAUGGCAGAAACUUUCAGUUUAUGAGAAAGAAUUGUUAGCAAUUGUAUUUGCUGUUCAAAAGUGGGAACAAUAUUUGUCAGGGCAACAUUUUAUCAUCAAAACAGAUCAAAAUAGUCUUAAAUGGUUAUUACAACAAAAGAUAUCUACCCCUUUUCAACAAUUUUGGUUGUCCAAACUGUUGGGCUGA
Messenger RNA from Lactuca sativa (garden lettuce), 2664 nucleotides. RefSeq lists its product as uncharacterized. NCBI's taxonomy places the organism in Eukaryota, Viridiplantae, Streptophyta, Magnoliopsida, Asterales, Asteraceae. The record is from RefSeq and is a predicted model, not a curated record.